Molecule: messenger RNA, 533 nt
Organism: Xenia sp. Carnegie-2017
Lineage: Eukaryota; Metazoa; Cnidaria; Anthozoa; Malacalcyonacea; Xeniidae
Exons: 4
Coding region: 1-519 (172 amino acids)
Source: RefSeq, a predicted model, not a curated record
AUGGCUUUCAAGGUUGUUUCUGGAGGCAACCAAUUAACAAGUAUUGAAGCUCUCAACAAAUUUAAAUCAUUUGCGGGACUUUAUAAAAAUCGUCUUGUCGAUCCAACAAAUUGGAACAAAGUAGUGUCGAGUGAGGUACGUUUUGUGUUGUACAAAAACGGCUUGGAACAGUUGGUCCUUAAGUUCAAAUGCCCGAAUUGCAGCUACAUCGACUGGUUUACACAACUUAACCUCGUGGAAUCCCCAUGGCAUGAUAUAACAUCGUCUACCUUUAACUACUUUACAAUAGAAGGUCCUUGCUCGAAAGGUAGAUGUCGUGAUUUUCAUAUAAAUCACAACUAUAAUGGUUGUCCUAAGGAUGAUGGAUGGUUAAGCAUUGGAAACACUAUAGAAUGCCCCUGGGAGAAACGAUUUCCAGGAACAUCAUUUAUUUACAGCAUGGUUGGGCGACAUCAGAAUUACAAUGAAUACAGUUCUUUCUCUGGAGAUUCCGAUGUUUUGGCUAUUUUUGUGCGAUGACGAGCUUAGGUAAA